Macrobrachium nipponense is the source of this 730-nucleotide messenger RNA. RefSeq lists its product as uncharacterized. The transcript has 3 exons. NCBI's taxonomy places the organism in Eukaryota, Metazoa, Arthropoda, Malacostraca, Decapoda, Palaemonidae. Bases 338 to 715 code for a protein of 125 amino acids. The record is from RefSeq and is a predicted model, not a curated record.
CCAAUCAUCUCUUGAGCUUUGUAGCCACCGCCAAGAUCGUCUUCCCGAGUGUCGAACUAAAAUGUCCACCGAAUUGGCCGUAAAAUUGAAGAAUUGAAAAGGCCGGUCACAAGACCUCCGUUAAGCUACGUAUGUGACUGAAACCGUUAUAAACUCAUGGUUAAUGACUUCUACUUGAAAUCUGAUCUUAGCAAAUAGAAAAGAUGUGAUUCGCUCGCCAUUUUAAGAGGUCGGAAGGCCGAAGUUGGUGGUUGUUAUUGUAGGUCUUUUCGAGUGAUUUGGGGCCAGAUUCGACCACUUUUAGGUUGUCAUCCGCAGCCGAGAAGAUAUACCAGCCAUGACGCAAAACCAGCAGAACAUAACGACGUUGCUCAUCCCCGAUCCCAACGGUGGGCAACCACAAAUGAUUAAAGUUAUGGGAGGAAAAGGUGGUCAGAUGCCCAUCCAGCUGACUGGUGUUGGAGCUGGUGCUUCUGGCGGCAGUGUCAAAGCAACUUUUGUGAAGACAUCUGGCGAUCAGGGACAAGCAGUGCUACAAACUGGUAAGCUGCCAGCGGGUCAGAUUAUUGCCAUACCUACCAAGCAAGGUCAACACAGCAUCCAAUCUGUUCGUAAGUUUGGUUACCAGUACAUUGCCUGUUACUUGCAAUUUCUUAAAAAUUGUCAAUGGAAAUAUGCUCUGUCAGUUCUGUUAGAAUUCCCCACAUGUAUUUAAAUAGUUUACAACAAA